Messenger RNA from Debaryomyces hansenii CBS767, 831 nucleotides. RefSeq lists its product as uncharacterized. The transcript has a single exon. The record is from RefSeq and is a predicted model, not a curated record. Bases 1 to 831 code for a protein of 276 amino acids. Lineage: Eukaryota; Fungi; Ascomycota; Pichiomycetes; Serinales; Debaryomycetaceae.
AUGGCAAUAAAUCAACCAGAGCAGUUAAUUACUCAUAAAGUGACUACGAUUGUUUCGUUGGUAUUAUCAAUCUACGGUAAUUUGCGUUAUUUAGUUGGUAGAUCUCCUUUUGAUUCAGACAGUCCAUUCAAUGUUAGCAACACACCUUUUUCAUCAAACAUAUUAGUUACAUUGAUAUACUGGGGUAUAUUAUACUUACUUCAAAUCAUUUUUGUUAGUCAGAUUUUUAUUCCUGCCCAAGAACUGGCUAGAGCAAGAGUUGAGUAUUCACAAUUAGUCGGAUGGCACUUCACUAUUUUCAACUUUGCACAAUUUAUUUGGUCAAUGUUGUUUGCUAGAAGACAUUUCAUUUUGAGUGAAAUCGUAUUAUUGAUCAACUUCUUCAAUAUUUUAUCACUCUACUACAGUCACAAAACUUACAGUAUCAAACCUUUGAGCAAUUGGAUAUUAAUUCACUUGCCAACCACCGCCUUACCAUUAUCAUGGUUAUUCUAUGCUAUUUUCUGGAACGGUGCUGUUAUGUUCCAUAUUCACAAGUUUGUGGGUAGAGUUGUCUGUAAUGUUUUGAUCUGGGAUUUCUUAAUUGUUCCAGCAAUGUUCAUACUCUUCUACAAUGAUUACGGCGUUGGACUCAGUUCUUCAGUUUUGAUGUUUGGUUUGGGGUUAGGUCAAUUGCUUACAAAGGCCUUCGCUUUACAAUGGAUCUUUGCAUUUGUUAUUGCAUCUAUUUUAUUGGUACUCAGUUUGACCGCAGCAGUUGCCGGAUCGUACUAUGUUAAGCAAGAUACUAGGAUCACGGACUCUGAAGCUGCACCUUUAUUAUCUAAUUAG